Messenger RNA from Nanorana parkeri, 3735 nucleotides. It is a transcript of the gene PRDM10, whose product is annotated as PR/SET domain 10. NCBI's taxonomy places the organism in Eukaryota, Metazoa, Chordata, Amphibia, Anura, Dicroglossidae. Bases 253 to 3711 code for a protein of 1152 amino acids. The transcript is spliced from 24 exons. Gene Ontology annotation, molecular function: protein binding. The record is from RefSeq and is a predicted model, not a curated record. Gene Ontology annotation, cellular component: nucleus.
CUAGUCACGGCGCCCCCGGGUGGAGGCCGCUCCUUCCUAUAUCCGCGUUCCACCAAUCAGCGGGCGGCGUGCUGCUGUUGCUAGGCAGAUUAUGCUAAUCCGGCCCCGGCCGCCAUCUCUGCAGCUACCAUUGUGAGCCAUGUUGCCCCGGCUGUGUAAGUUGUGUUUGAGGAGAAGCACAGAGAACAGGUGAGAGCUCUGCGUCGAGCUCCCGCACAGAAGAGCAACCACCGCCUACAAGAUUUAUCCAAGAUGGACGCCAAACAGGAAGGCGCUCACGUCUGGCAGCGUGCGGAGGAUCAUCAGCCCGGCACUGCCCAGGUGCAUUUUGUUCCAGAUGGUGGCGCCGUGGCACAGAUUGUAUACAGCGAUGACCAGGAUCGCUCAUCGCAGCAAGUGGUGUACACGGCGGAUGGCUCGUCGUUCACAUCAGUGGACGCCUCUGAACACACCCUGGUCUACAUUCACCCUGUGGAUGGCUCUCAGACUCUCUUCACAGACCAGCCGCAGGUUGCUUACGUUCAGCAAGACGCUACUACCCAGCAGGUGACCGUGUUGCUUCCUGCUGGCCAGACCAUGAAUACCGCUAACCUGGCAGUCCUCAGAAGUGUCCCCGACUCUGCCCAAGCCAUGUCUUUGGAGUCUAUGUCACAGGCAUCAUUAUCGGUUCACGAUGGCGGCUUACCUCCUGUGGAGGAUGUGGAGAGCACAGCAAACAUGACUACAUUGCAAAGUCCGAAUGACAACUCGCAGGCCAAGGACGAUGAGGAUGACGACGACGACGACGACGAUGACGACGACGAUGAGGAUGACGAGGAUGAGGAUGAAGAAGGGGAGGACUCUGAUAUGGAUGAAUGGGAAGCCGACCCACCACGACCUUUCGAUCCCAAUGACCUGUGGUGUGAAGAGUGCAACAACGCCCAUCCCUCCGUGUGCCCCAAACACGGGGCCCUCCAUCCCAUUCCGAACCGCCCUGUGCUGACCCGAGCCCGAGCCAGCUUGCCCCUAGUCUUGUACAUCGAUCGCUUCCUCGGAGGGGUGUAUUCCAAGCGACGGAUUCCCAAACGCACACAAUUCGGACCUCUGGAAGGACCUUUAGUGAAGAAGUCAGAGCUGAAGGAUGGCUACAUUCAUCUGAAGGUGUCACUCAACAACCCCCUGAGCUCCCAGGAAACCUUUCAGGAGGAUCUCUGGUUUGACCUGUUCGAGGAGAGUCUCUGUAACUGGAUGAUGUUUGUCCGGCCGGCGCAGAACCAUUUAGAGCAGAACCUAGUGGCCUAUCAGUACGGCCAGCACAUCUAUUACACCACCAUUAAGAAUAUCGAACCCAAGCAGGAACUGAGGCGUUUUUUUAGCAUGCGUUUAAUCUAUUACACUGUCCUCCGAGAGCAAGAGAAGAACUGGCCAUGUUAUGAAUGCAACCGCCGCUUCAUGAGCUCCGAACAACUACAGCAGCACCUCAAUUCCCACGACGAGAAGCUGGACUUCUUCAGCAGAACCAAGGGACGCGGCCGAGGGAGGACGAAGAGGAAAUUUGGACCCGGGAGGAGGCCGGGGAGACCUCCAAAAUUUAUGCGCUUGGAUUUCUCUGGAGAUAAUCGGGAAAAGUGCAGUCUGGGGGGUCAGGACCUUCUGCAUUUCCAGAGUAAACGGUCGCACUUUGAAGAGAUGGGUCACGCUACGAUGAAUGGUCUGGAUCAAUCCGAACUCUCUCUGGGUACAGUGUCGCAGGAUCCAGCCGACCACCAGCAGCCAGACGGCCAGGUCCUGCAGGCCGGUGUCCCCCCUGCGCAGUCCCCAGCCGCCGUGUCCCAUAGCGUCCUGACGCCUGAAGACAUGCGGAGAGCCAAGCGUAUUCGGCUGGAGCUGCAGAACGCCGCUCUGCAGCACCUCUUCAUACGGAAGUCCUUCCGGCCGUUCAAAUGCUUGCAGUGCGGAAAGGCCUUCAGGGAGAAGGAGAAGCUGGACCAGCACUUGCGUUUCCACGGGCGAGACAGCAACUGUCCGCUCACCUGCGACAUCUGCAACAAAGGCUUCAUCAGCACCAGCUCCCUGGAGAACCACAUGAAGUUCCACCUGGACCAGAGGACCUAUUCCUGUAUCUUCUGCCCGGAGUCGUUUGACCGCCUGGAUCUGCUGAAGGACCACGUCGCUGUGCACGUUGUCGAUGGCUGCUUCAGCUGCCCUACCUGCAAGAAACGCUUCACGGAUUUCAUUCAGGUGAAGAAACAUGUGCGAAGCUUCCACUCGGAAAAGAUUUACCAAUGUACGGAGUGUGAUAAAGCUUUCUGCCGGCCGGACAAACUGCGUCUACACAUGCUCAGACACUCUGACCGCAAGGACUUCCUCUGCUCCACGUGCGGGAAACAGUUCAAGAGAAAAGACAAGCUGAGGGAACACAUGCAGCGAAUGCACAAUCCAGAGAGAGAGGCCAAGAAGGCGGACCGCACGGGACGCACCAAGGCCUUCAAGCCGCGCCUCGCUUCCACGGACUACGAAAGCUUCAUGUUCAAGUGCCGCAUGUGUAUGAUGGGAUUCCGGAGGAGGGGCAUGCUGGUCAAUCACCUGUCAAAGCGCCACCCCGAAAUGAAGAUCGAGGAGGUCCCAGAGCUGACGCUGCCCAUCAUCAAACCCAACCGGGACUAUUACUGCCAGUACUGCGAGAAGGUCUAUAAAAGUGCCAGCAAAAGGAAAGCGCAUAUCCUGAAGAACCACCCGGGAGCAGAGCUGCCUCCCAGCAUACGGAAACUGAGACCAGCGGGGCCCGGAGAGCCAGACCCCAUGCUUAGCACUCACACACAGCUCACAGGGACCAUAGCAACACCUCCGGUCUGUUGUCCGCACUGUGCCAAGCAAUACAGCAGUAAGACGAAGAUGGUUCAGCACAUACGCAAGAAACACCCAGAAUUUGCUCUGUUACCGAUCACAACGCAGACAGCGAUGAUCAGUACAACCCCCACUGUUCUCACGGCUGACGGCACGAGUGGGGAGACUGUGGUGACCACGGAUCUCCUAACGCAGGCCAUGACGGAACUAUCGCAGACCCUGACCACUGAAUACCGCACUGCGCAGGGAGACUUCCAGCGGAUCCAGUACAUCCCGGUGUCACAGGGCACCGGCGGCAUGCAGCAGCCACAGCAUAUCCAGCUUCAAGUGGUGCAGGUUGCUCAGGCUCCGUCUCCGCACCAGACACAGCACUCUACGGUGGACAUGGGGCAGCUGCAUGAAACCCAGGCCUACACCCAACACGCCAUCCAGGUGCAGCAUAUCCAGGUAGGGGGUCAGUCCCUCAGCCCCUCAUCACAGGAAACCGAUCAGAAUGUCAACCCCUCGCAGAUGGAGACCGUGACCUCUCAGGCACAGACCAACUCCGCAGUGCAGCACACCUACCUGUCCAGCGGCUGGAACUCUUUCCGCUACCCUUCUGAGAUCCAGAUGAUGUUACCCCAGGGGCAGUAUGUCAUCACCGAGGCAACUGUGGGCAGUCCUGUUGCUCCGGUCACCGGCGGUCAAGUGAAAGCAAUACAGACACACUAUGUCAUAUCGGAGAGCCAGGGCGAUGUGGAGAUGAAGAAGAACGGCCAUUUGAUGGAAGAAGUCACCAGUUCGGAACAUCUGGAGCAGACGUCUGGUAAUCCCCCGCAGCCGGCGCAGUACAUCAUCGCCACCAACAUGAACGGCAGCAGCGAGCUGCACAUCGCCAAACCCUGAGACCGGACCGGGUCCCCGCGUGCU